This is a messenger RNA of Debaryomyces tyrocola, 213 nucleotides long. The record is from the annotation of a GenBank genome assembly. Lineage: Eukaryota; Fungi; Ascomycota; Pichiomycetes; Serinales; Debaryomycetaceae.
AUGGCUAUUGGGUUUUUUGGUCUAACGUUCAUGGGGUAUGUUGUGGAGAUUGAUGACAUGUGUUGCGGUAGCAAAAUGAAGUUAGUGAUUGGAUAUUUCUGCAGCUAUAUUGAGUAUUUUGGCAGCCAAUAUGUUUCUGUCGGUGCGAACCCAGUCGCACCAACCGGCUGCAAUUACUUGAUGCAAGCAUUUAACACCGAUCUGAGGGUUUAA